ACAACAAAAAAUGGUUUGUCGAGUUUGUAAAUUAAAUUGUUCCCAACGAUCGCAGAGGGUAAGCUUCACAAGCACGCACUUCGAGACACUUCCCCUGCCGAAAGCUUAAAAUACAUUUCAGUCGAAUCGAGCUCAUAAAACCAUUAAAAUGGGGUUUGAUGGAGUGAGGGGAGUGCUUCUAGACAGCUCCGCAGUCGUUUCGGCCGCUGAUACACAGAACGACGACGUCUUACUUGCACCUGGAGCUGAUUAUCUGUUCCGGAAGCUUCGUUAUUCCAAUAUCCCCACUGGGAUAACAUAUGCACUUGGUCUUUCAACACCGAAGGUUAAACUUCUGGAAACGAUCUCGAAGCAAUUCUCAUUUGACAUCUUCAUAUUGAAUUCAUCUUCCAUCGAGGUCACUGAAAAAGAAGUUGCAAGGGCCUGGGGUGAUUAUGGAGGGCGUAUUCUGCAUGUAGCUAGUGAUAUUAACACGGAACCCUUUGUUAAACUAAGCAACAGUUGGCUGUGUAUUAUCCUUAGAUCACAUGGGGAAGAGUUAGCUGGUCACACAGAUGGCGGUACCAGCGAGGAAUCCAGUGUGCUUUAUAUAGACAAACUAGAGCAGUUACCAAUGACUAUUUGCAGUUUCAAUAGAAAGGCAAUGGGCAAGGAUGGUCUAGUGGUUGGUUAUGUCAUGAAGCCUUCUCGUGAAGACGACUUCGCCAAGAGAGGUGCAUUUCCCUUGAGUCCCACUGGGAACGGUUUGAUAUUUAUGCCGCUUACAUUUGAGCUGCCCAUAUCAAAACAGUUGCAACAGGUGGAUGUGAUUAUCCAUAAAGCAACAGAUGAGAUUAUUUCUGUUGAGUUGAGUAGUUCCUUGGAAAUAUCUAAUAACAUCAUCUACAGCAAGGGUAUGCUGGAAUUGCAAAGGUGCUUGGAAGAGAGGUCAGAUUGUUGUGUAAUCGAUCCAUUUGGCAACAUAGACCCUGUGGUGGAUCGUUUUAAGAUCCAAAAUCUCUUACUUGGUCUGGAAAAGCUCAACACAGAAGGUAGAUAUAAAGUCAGAGCCCCACGUUGUAUCAAGGUAGAAAAUUUUGAUGUACCUGAUUUGCGACAAAGGUUGUUAGAAGCUGCACUGUCUCCGCCAAGUAUUGUAAAAGCUCAAGUGGCUUGUGGUGUCAGUGAUGCUCACAGCAUGGCCAUUGUCUACAAAGUAGAUGAUUACAAAGGUUUGAACGUUCCAGUUCCAGCAAUUGUGCAGGAAUAUGUGAAUCAUUCAUCUACUUUGUUCAAGUUUUACGUACUGGGGGAGAAGAUCUUCCAUACAGUGAAGAAGUCUACGCCAAAUGCUGAUAUAUUAAUAAAGUUAUCUGAACAAACUGGGCUUGAACCUUUACUCUUUGAUAGCUUAAAGUCUCUACCAACUGCCCAAAAUGAGCAACAGUCUGGAGAUGCGAGUUACCAGGAAGCUGAAAAGCACCAAAUGGACCUUGAUCUAGUGACUGUCGCUGCUAAAUGGCUUAGCGAAAUGCUUAAUCUAACCAUAUUUGGUUUCGAUGUUGUUGUUCAAGAUGGCACUGGGGAUCAUGUCAUUGUAGAUGUAAAUUACCUACCCUCCUUCAAAGAAGUACCUGAUGAUAAAGCAAUACCUGCAUUCUGGGAAGCUAUUAAGAAGAAGUACAAGUUGAGACAGAAUGCCAACCAAGAAUGAUCACACCUUAGUCUGCACUUGGUAAAAUGCUUACAGUGCAAAACUGAUCAAGACAGAGGAACCUUUACAUAUCGGCUUUUGAUGUUGCUACUUUUAAAAUAUAUCGUCAGUUACCAUGUUGCGCCCCAAUAUGAAAAAUGGAUUAUAAGUACUGAUAUAAGGUUUGCUUGGUAUGCUAUUAGCCAUGUUUAGUGCCUAGUCGAGAACUUUAUAAUGGUAAUAGUCUUCAAAUUUUGUCUUGUAAAUUUACUGUUAUUUGUAAUUGUAUCCUUGUUCGGCGGCAGACUCAGGCAGACUCACGGUUCUAAGCCCACUGAGUCUAAGCCUUCCUAAAAAUAAAAUAGGACCUUUGUAUGACA
This is a messenger RNA of Daucus carota subsp. sativus, 2052 nucleotides long. RefSeq names its product inositol 1,3,4-trisphosphate 5/6-kinase 4. The transcript is spliced from 13 exons. Gene Ontology annotation, biological process: inositol trisphosphate metabolic process. The coding region runs from base 149 to 1693 and encodes 514 amino acids. Gene Ontology annotation, cellular component: cytoplasm. Gene Ontology annotation, molecular function: inositol-3,4,5,6-tetrakisphosphate 1-kinase activity; inositol-1,3,4-trisphosphate 6-kinase activity; ATP binding. Lineage: Eukaryota; Viridiplantae; Streptophyta; Magnoliopsida; Apiales; Apiaceae. The record is from RefSeq and is a predicted model, not a curated record.